Entrophospora candida is the source of this 124-nucleotide messenger RNA. Lineage: Eukaryota; Fungi; Glomeromycota; Glomeromycetes; Entrophosporales; Entrophosporaceae. The record is from the annotation of a GenBank genome assembly.
AUGGCAGGAGAUAAUAAUUCUCUUAUCAAGGAUCCUGUAUUUGAACGCUGGGCAGAUUACCGUACUAACCCAACACCAUAUUUUCGCUGGACAAAUAGAACAAUUAAAUUGUCACUAAUAUAUU